UUGGCGGAGCUGGGAGGCGGCCCCGGCGCAGGAUUUGUCAUUCCCAGGGCGUGGCUGGAUGGAGGAGGAGGAAAAGCCCCAGAGAUCCUGCAGGAGGAGGGGCUGCAAACCCAGCCCAGGGAGCUGCGGGGAGGAAAGAGCCCCCCUGAACCAGGAAGGCGGCCGGAGAUCCAGCCAGAGCUCGGAGGUGGUGGAGAAGGCUCAUGGCAGGGAGAAGCCGCACAAGUGCUUGGAAUGUGGACAGGGUUUCACCUGCAGCUCCAAGCUGAUUGAGCACCAGAGGAUCCACACUGGGGAACGGCCCUACGAGUGUGGGGAGUGUGGGAAGAGCUUCAGACAGCGCUCCACCCUGAUCGGGCACCAGGUGAUCCACACUGGGGAGCGACCUUAUGAGUGUGGGGAGUGUGGGAAGAGCUUUAGACAGCGCUCCACCCUGAUCCAGCACCAGAGGAUCCACACUGGGGAACGGCCCUACGAGUGCUUGGAAUGUGGGAAGGGUUACAGGCAGAGAUCCAAGCUGAUCCAGCACCAGGUGAUCCACACUGGGGAACGGCCCUACGAGUGCUUGGAAUGUGGGAAGGGUUUCAGGCACAGCUCCAACCUGAUACGGCACCAGAGGAUCCACACUGGGGAACGGCCCUACACCUGCUUGGAAUGUGGGAAGGGUUUCAGCCAGAGCUCCCACCUGGUCCAGCACCAGGUGGUCCACACUGGGGUACAGCCCUACGAGUGUGGGAAGUGUAGGAAGAGCUUCAGAGACAGCUCUGGCCUGAUCCGGCACCAGGUGAUCCACACCGGGGAACGGCCCUACGAGUGUGGGGAUUGUGGGAAGAGCUUCAUAGACAGGUUUGGCCUGAUCCGGCACCAGGUGAUCCACACAGGGGAAGGGCCCUACAACUGCUUGGAAUGUGGGAAGAGCUUUAGGUGUAUCUCAGACCUGAGAACGCACCAGCGCAUCCACACUGGGGAGAGGCCCUACGAGUGUCCUCAGUGUGGGAAGAGGUUUCAGACCAGCUCCACUCUCCUCAGACAUGAGAGGAUUCACACAGAUGAGAGGCCCUUCCUCUGCCCCGACUGCGGGAAGGGCUUCAAGCACAACUCCAACCUCACCAAGCACCGGCGCAUCCACACCGGGGAGAGGCCCUACGAGUGUGGGGAGUGUGGGAAGAGCUUCUCCACGAGCUCAAACUUGACCAAACACCAGCGGAGGUGCCACUAAGGGAAGCCCUGUGAGAGCCCGAAGUGAGGGAAGAGGUGCGCUGCUCCAGCUCCAUCCCCCAUGGGCGGAUCCAGGCUGGAUGAUACCCAGUGACCCCCGUUGGGCAGAGCCCUGGUGCCCCCUUAUGGGGAAUAAAACAGAGAGUAAAACAAUGCAGCUGGUAAAGGGGUCCAAUAUCUGAGGCCUGACUGAGCAGAAACUGUGGGAGACACAGACAUAGUUAAUUCUUCCUGGGCAAGAAGUGACCAAGUGACCUGUUGUGAGACUUUGUGAUAAGAUCAUGUUCCCAGGAGACGUGAUGUCAUGAAGAAUGUGUAACCAAUGGGAAAUUGUUAGCAAACAUCGAGCCCUAUUUAAGCACUAUACUAGUAAAACCCAGUAUAAACACUUGGUAACCUCAAUAAAAUUGGUUUCUGAUCUGA
Molecule: messenger RNA, 1641 nt
Organism: Vidua chalybeata
Lineage: Eukaryota; Metazoa; Chordata; Aves; Passeriformes; Viduidae
Product: zinc finger protein 239-like
Exons: 2
Coding region: 59-1219 (386 amino acids)
Biological process (GO): negative regulation of transcription by RNA polymerase II
Molecular function (GO): DNA-binding transcription repressor activity, RNA polymerase II-specific
Source: RefSeq, a predicted model, not a curated record